AUGCGCUUGACUGGCGCAAUUUACGUUUCGUUUCUCACAUUGACUCCCUUACUGGGACUCGCUGCAGCAUGGACGGAAUUCUCCGACGUGAACCUCGCUACACGAACCUAUUCCCUUUUCGAUGAUCGCCCACCUGGAUGCCCCGAGUGUCCAGCUUGCUUCAACUGCCAACUGGAUAACUACAAUUGUACUCAUUUUGCCGACUGCAACAACUACAAUGGCAAAUGUGCCUGUCCUCCCGGAUUCGGAGGCGAUGACUGCUCAGUUCCUCUUUGCGGUUCGCUGGCCGACGGCUUGAAGCGACCGCAGCGUGAUGCCAAGACUUGUCAGUGCAAGGAUGGCUGGAAAGGCAUCAACUGCAAUGUCUGCGAUUCCGAUGAUGCAUGCAAUGCAAUGAUGCCGGAAGGCGAAGGGGGUGUAUGUCACAAGCAGGGUGUCACUGUUAAGGAGAAUUUCCAAAUGUGUGAUGUGACCAACCGUGCCAUCUUGAAACAGCUUGAUGGCCGCAAACCCCAAGUGACAUUCUCCUGCGAAGCCGAGGAUGAGACCUGUAGUUUCCAGUUUUGGGUGGAUCAAAAGGAAUCAUUUUAUUGCGCCCUAGACACCUGCAAAUGGGAUAUGGAAACGGACUACAACUCCAACAACACCCACUAUAAGUGUGAGCACCUGCAGUGCAAAUGCAUUCCAGGCCGCUUUCUCUGCGGCGAGAAUGGAUCUAUCGAUCUGAGUGACUUCCUUGACCAGGCGAUCAAGGGACCUGCUACUUUUGACACUAAAUCCACACUGGAAGGUUCCAAGAGCGUUUUUUCCGAGCCGCAAAUGAAUGGGCUGAUUUCGGGCGUCUUUGGAGACCCCAGUAUCUUCUUGUCAUGCGAUUCCGGAGAAUGCAUGUACAAGACGGAUGUACCGGGAUACGAGCGCCCUGUGAAGAAAAUCAACACUCCACUCAUCGCCGGCGUGAUUGCAGGGAGCUCGCUGUUUGUCGUUGCUGUCAUUCUGCUGGUCUGGUAUUUGUCUCGUCGUGCUGCGCGCCGAGGCUAUCUUCGUUUGGCUCUCUCAGAUGAUUCGGACGACGAAGCUUCCAGACUUCUGGCAGACCAUCGCCCCGCGGCUUUGUACUGGGACAAUGUGUCCUACAAAUUGAACGGGAAAGAAAUUCUUUCUAAUCUCCAAGGAGCAUCCAUGCCGGGGCAAAUAACAGCUAUCAUGGGUGCAUCCGGUGCCGGCAAAACAUCGUUCCUCGAUAUCCUGGCUCGAAAGAACAAGCGUGGCUCUGUAAACGGUCAAUUCUAUGUCAACGGGGAACAAAUUGAUGAUAAUGACUUCAGAAGCAUGGUCGGCUUCGUGGACCAAGAAGACACCAUGCUUGCCACCUUGACAGUACACGAAACCAUUCUGACGAGUGCCCUGCUCAGGCUUCCACGGGACAUGAGCCGGGCAGCUAAAGAGCAAAGGGUCUCGGAGGUUGAAAAGCAACUCGGUAUUCAUCAUAUCAGAGAUCAAAUGAUUGGAUCGGAGGAAGGAAGUGGCCGUGGUAUCUCCGGCGGAGAGAAGCGGCGCGUUGGGAUUGCUUGCGAGCUGGUUACUAGUCCUAGUAUUCUGUUCCUGGACGAGCCCACCAGCGGACUGGAUGCUUACAAUGCGUUCAACGUUGUUGAAUGUCUGGUAACGCUGGCGAAAACUUACAACCGCACUGUAAUUUUCACCAUCCACCAGCCACGCUCGAACAUUGUUGCCCUAUUCGACCGACUGGUCCUUCUUGCGGCUGGACGCAUUGUGUAUUCUGGCCCCUUCUCGUCCUGUCAGCAGUAUUUCGAUAAUGUGGGCUAUUCGUGCCCACCGGGAUUCAACAUUGCGGAUUACCUUGUCGACCUCACGAUGCAUGCCGGUGCCGCCCACACCUCAUAUUCGGACGAAGUAGCAUCAUCAACAGACGGGUACACCGGCGGCCCACCUAAGACUGCAUCAAGCAGCCUGAGGGCCGUCAAGUCCAUCACCAGCUCGUCAAUCCGGAGCGCUGAAGAGAAUUCAAGCGGUGCAGAGGCGACUCGGAGACCCAAGAACAAACGUCGCGUUUCCUUGAAACAGCGUCAAGAUCGCCAACUUUACUCUCGGAAGCAACACAAUGAUCGUCCGGUCACGCCAAAGACAGACGAUGAGAGUGCUACGUUGGAUGCAGCUGAGAAUCAUGAACAAUGGCUGCGUCUUUCUCGUCAACAGGGCAAUGUUCCUCCUCAGAUCCUUGAUGAUCCUGAUCAGCUCCCGCCUCCCGCAUCUGGCCAGAGUGAUCUUGAUAUUUUGGUGGCUAGCUAUGCUGAUUCAGACGUUUGCCAUUCUGUGCAGGACGAAAUUUCCGCCGCCGUUCAGAAUGCUCAAGCUGCGAACGGCUCGCCGAACUUCCCUAUGCUGUCAGAUACUGUGGCAAAGCCCAAGGGCUAUGCUCGAGUCGGUCUGGCCCGUCAAUUCAUUAUCCUGUCUCAGCGGACAUGGCGUAACCUCUACCGAAACCCGAUGCUCAUGCUCACUCACUAUGCAAUUGCCAUCUUGCUUGCGGUUCUGUCCGGAUACCUCUUCUAUGGCCUCACCGACGACAUCAAGGGCUUCCAGAAUCGUCUUGGCCUCUUCUUCUUCGUCUUGGCGCUAUUUGGGUUCAGCACCCUAACUAGUCUCAAUGUGUUCUCCACGGAGCGACUAUUGUUCGUACGUGAGCGCGCCAACGGUUACUACCAUCCCGUCACAUACUUUGCUUCCAAGGUCGUUUUCGACAUCGUUCCUCUACGGCUGAUCCCUCCCAUCAUCAUGGGCAUCAUUGUCUAUCCAAUGACAGGUCUAAUUCCGGCCUGGCCUGAGUUCUUCCGCUUCUUGCUUGUUUUGGUGCUGUUCAAUCUUGCAGCGGCGAACAUUUGUCUCUUCAUUGGCAUUAUCUUCCGGGAUGGCGGAGUCGCCAACCUUAUCGGCAGUUUGGUGAUGCUUUUCAGCUUGCUCUUCGCUGGUCUCCUGCUGAAUCACGAUGCGAUUCCCCAGUCAGCAUUGUGGCUACAGACGCUGUCCAUCUUCCACUACGGCUUCGAGGCCUUGAUUGUAAAUGAAGUGACUUUCCUCACCUUGAUUGAUCACAAGUACGGGUUGGACAUUGAAGUACCCGGUGCUUCAAUCUUGAGUGCAUUUGGCUUUGAUACCCAGGCCUACUGGAGCGAUGUUAUUGGAUUGGCUGUGAUUUCUGGGGCUUUCAUCAUCAUUGCAUACAGUGCAAUGCAUUUCUUACUUGUUGAGAAACGAUAA
Molecule: messenger RNA, 3282 nt
Organism: Penicillium bovifimosum
Lineage: Eukaryota; Fungi; Ascomycota; Eurotiomycetes; Eurotiales; Aspergillaceae
Product: putative ATP-dependent permease ADP1
Exons: 2
Coding region: 1-3282 (1093 amino acids)
Cellular component (GO): membrane
Molecular function (GO): ATP hydrolysis activity; ATP binding; ABC-type transporter activity
Source: RefSeq, a predicted model, not a curated record